CCUUUCCAAUAAUAUCUAGCUUAGCAUUAUUUAUACAACAAAUUCUUUUUUAGGAUCAUAAUGUUGAAUCAAACCUCUUUCCCAUCUCAAAUCAAAUCUUGCAUGCCUUAUCAACCAUUGAUGCAUUCUAGAGUCUCAAACAAUCCAAGGUUAAUUUUAAGAUCAACAAACAUCAAGCAUUCCAAAUCUGGCUGUGGCUACGUGAAACGUCAUGCAGUAAUCACAAAUAUGUGGACAAAAGUACCCCGCAAUAACAAUAUGGAGAAUUUACGAGACAAUUAUUUGUUUCCACAGAUAUCGAUGCGAGAGAUGGAGCAUGUUAAGAAGUAUCCCGAAGCAAAAUUGAUUAGACUCGGAGUAGGCGACACAACACAACCUAUUCCACACGCUAUUUCAUCUGUUAUGUCUGAGUGUGCGCAAGCUUUAGCUACUAUCGACGGCUACAGUGGCUACGGAGCUGAACAAGGCAAUACGGAGUUGAGGAAGGCAAUAGCUGAAACAUUUUAUAAAAACACGAGUAUUACGAGUGAUGAAAUUUUCAUAUCGGAUGGAGCACAAUGUGACAUUUCUCGUCUACAGAUGCUAUUGGGAUCCAAUAUAAGCGUAGCUGUGCAAGAUCCUACGUUCCCGGCGUAUGUUGAUUCAAGUGUUAUAAUGGGACAAGCAGGCAAUUAUCAAGAACGAACAGGAAAGUACAAUAGCAUUGUGUAUAUGAGUUGUGGACCCGACAAUAAUUUCUUUCCAGAUUUGGAAAGUACACCUAGAACAGAUGUCAUCUUCUUUUGUUCUCCUAAUAAUCCAACAGGCUAUGCUGCAUCUCGACAUGAAUUACAACAGCUUGUGGAUUUUGCUAAAAAUAAUGGUUCUAUUAUCAUCUAUGAUUCUGCUUAUGCAACUUAUAUCUCUGAUGAUAGCCCUCGAUCAAUCUUUGAAAUUCCUGGUGCUAAGGAGGUUGCAAUAGAAGUGUCUUCAUUCUCAAAGUUUGCUGGCUUUACAGGAGUAAGAUUGGGAUGGACACUAGUUCCCAAAGACCUUUGCUAUUCCAACGGCUUUCCGGUUAUUCAUGACUACAAUCGUAUCAUAUGCACUUGUUUUAAUGGCGCUUCUAAUGUUGCUCAAGCUGGUGGACUAGCAUGCCUUUCGCCUCAUGGUUACAAGGCCUUGCGUUCUACAAUCAAUUACUACAUGAACAACGCCAAAAUGUUAGUACAAACAUUUACAUCAUUCGGAUUAAAAACGUAUGGUGGAAGAAAUGCACCAUAUCUAUGGGUUCAUUUUCCAGGCUCGAAAUCAUGGGAUAUAUUCAAUGAAAUUCUUGAGAAAACGCAUAUAUUAACAGUUCCAGGCAGAGGAUUUGGUUACAAAGGUGAAGAGUUCAUUCGAGUUAGCGCCUUCGCUCCAACAGAAGCUAUAUGUGAAGCGUCUAACAGGCUGAAGGAGCAUUUUCAUGACCCUAGUGAUCGAUAUGUCCUCCGUUCACAUUACUAGAAACUAAAACAUUUCAAUAAUUUUCUGAUAAUCACAUUUCAUUUAUGAUGUAACAAAAUGUGAAAAAUGAAUUACUAAUAUAAAGAAUAAUAAUAACUUAUUAAAUCUUAUUUGUAAAUGA
This is a messenger RNA of Spinacia oleracea (spinach), 1609 nucleotides long. RefSeq names its product aminotransferase ALD1, chloroplastic. Bases 61 to 1488 code for a protein of 475 amino acids. Gene Ontology annotation, molecular function: pyridoxal phosphate binding; transaminase activity. NCBI's taxonomy places the organism in Eukaryota, Viridiplantae, Streptophyta, Magnoliopsida, Caryophyllales, Amaranthaceae. The transcript is spliced from 9 exons. The record is from RefSeq and is a predicted model, not a curated record. Gene Ontology annotation, biological process: biosynthetic process.